AUGGCCGGUCGCUACUCCAACCUCCCACCGCCGACUCGCGAUUCGCUUGAACUUGCCUCAUUGGCCUCCUCGUCGCACCCUUCACGGCGGACUUCCGAAGAGUCUUCUACUUCGGGCGCGCCUUCUUCGCGCAGACUGUCCUUUGACGAUGAGGACCCUUUGUCAGAACUGAACCCUGCCGGCCACGAUCCGAACAGACCACGGCACAAUCGCUCGUACAGCGUAUCCUCAGCCUUCGAUUUCGCGCCCAACCUAUUUCCCCUCUCUAGCACCGCGCAGGGAUAUACAGCACUGGGCGCGCCUUCAAACCCAGCCCUAGACCCGUCGAAUGCGCUUAAUGGCGGCUCAUUGGAGAAGAACAAGAGUUUAACAUACCUCAAUGGAUUGUCCUUGGUAAUUGGGCUUAUAAUCGGAAGUGGCAUCUUCUCCUCGCCAUCACAAGUCAACAAGAAUGCUGGAUCACCAGGCGCGUCCCUUAUAGUCUGGGUCGUGGCUGGUAUUCUGGCCUGGACAGGUGCCGCGAGUUAUGCAGAGCUCGGAGGUGCCAUACCACUGAAUGGUGGUGCACAAGUCUAUUUGUCUAAAAUUUUCGGAGAAUGGGCGGGAUUCUUAUUUACAUGGUGCGCAGUCGUGGUGCUGAAGCCGGGUUCAGCAGCCAUCAUUGCAAUAAUAUUUGGAGAGUACCUGGUGCGCGCAAUAAUUGGUGCCGAAGCUGUAGACGCGAGCACAUGGUUGAACAAGGGCGUGGCUCUGGUGGGACUGGUGGCCGUUACGUUACUCAACUGUGUAUCCACAAAGCUGGGCACAAGAAGUGCCGACGUCUUCAUGUUUCUGAAGUUCUUUGCACUCACGGGAGUCACAGUAAUCGGUAUCGUAGUUGCAGCAACGGGGCUCUCGUACAAGGGCGACGCGAACGAGGACUGGAAGAAUCGCGGUUGGUUUGAGGAUACUAGUGAAAACGUUAGCAAUUGGGCCGUGGCACUCUAUGCCGGACUUUGGGCUUUCGAUGGUUGGGAUAACGUCAAUUACGUGACUGCCGAGUUCAAAAACCCAACCCGUGACCUUCCUCGCGUCAUCCACACCUCCCUCCCACUCGUCAUACUCUGCUACAUCCUAGCCAACAUAUCCUACUUCCUCGUACUCCCCACCUCUGUCAUCGAAUCCUCCAACACCGUCGCCGUAGCUUUUGGAUCACAAGUAUUUGGUCCCAUUGGCUCCUUCAUCCUCGCACUGUUUGUCUCGGGAUCAUGUUUCGGCGCAUUGAACGCAACAACAUUCACAUCUGGCCGCCUUGUCUACGCUGCCGGAAAAGAAGGCUACCUUCCUUCUCUAUUCGGAAAUAUCGGUCUAGGAAAGAACCAUAGGGCAAUCCGCUUGCACAGCAUGAACGCAACACAAGGGAAAAGCAAGAUACCCAAGAAGCUAGUGAGCUGGUUUGCAGAUGCUGAUGCAGGCUUCUUCUUCACACCUAUUUCUGCCAUGGUACUCAACGCCGUCCUCACAGCCAUCUACAUCGUGGUUGGCUCUUUCGACACCCUUGUCACCUUCUAUGGCGUGGCAGGGUACGCGUUCUAUUUCCAAACCGUGCUUGGCCUCAUUAUUCUUCGCGUCCGCGAACCAGAUCUAGAACGCCCGUACAAAACUUGGAUCACCACGCCCAUCAUCUUCUGCUGCGUUAGUCUCUUCCUGCUGAGCAGAGCCGUGUUCGCGGAGCCAUUGCAGACAUUACUCGUCGUAGCGUUCAUGGUAGUGGGCUUAGUGAUUUGGUUCGCAUGGGUAGGAAGGCGAAGAGGGAAAGAGCAAACCAAGUUCCGUAUGCCAGAAGAAGGCAACGAGAAAGUGGGUUGGAAGUUCUGGCAACGCUGGAGACGAUGA
Molecule: messenger RNA, 1875 nt
Organism: Alternaria atra
Lineage: Eukaryota; Fungi; Ascomycota; Dothideomycetes; Pleosporales; Pleosporaceae
Exons: 2
Coding region: 1-1875 (624 amino acids)
Biological process (GO): amino acid transmembrane transport
Cellular component (GO): membrane
Molecular function (GO): L-amino acid transmembrane transporter activity
Source: RefSeq, a predicted model, not a curated record